Messenger RNA from Spirodela intermedia, 6374 nucleotides. Lineage: Eukaryota; Viridiplantae; Streptophyta; Magnoliopsida; Alismatales; Araceae. The record is from the annotation of a GenBank genome assembly.
AUGGGGAAGAGAAAAGAGAGGCGCCUGGCGGCGAAGAGCGCCGCUGGUCGGAGGGUGAAGUUGGAUCUCUUUGCGGAACCCACUGGUAAGCGAUUUCGACUACGUUCCUCUGCGGACGUUUUCGGGUUUUUUGUUUUUUUAUGGUUUAUUCCUCUGUCGGUUGUGUGAGAUUGUAAAGAAAAAAAAACCUGAAGAUUAGUAUAUGGAUGAGUGUUAUUCCGGGAGGGGUACAUAAUAUUGGAUCAUAUUGACUCAGGGAAAAUGUCGUUGCCUAUUGUAGUUUGAAAGCCCCAGGGCUGUCAAUUUCGCAAGAUCCUCUAAAUCAUCACAAAUAUUUCCCCUUUUUGUUAUGGCCGUGGGUUUCUUCCAUUAAAAGGCUAUAACGCGCUCUGACCAAUCGAUUUCUGAGCUAUAAACCAUUUCAUAGGAGAUUUUAGUUUUUCCAUUCUGCCAUAGAGAUGGUUCGAUUCAUGACUGUUUUCAUUGCAUUUUUCUUGUCGUCUUUAGUUUUUUUUUAAAUUUUGUUGCUAGGCGUGAUUUUUCUUUUCAUUGUUUGGAAGUUGAUUAACUUUGACAUUAGUUUGUAAAAACAUACCUUAACAUCGGAACUGUUCGCCUCAUUUCCAGAAGAGAUGGUCAGCAAGCCUUCAAAUGAGGAAGUUACAGGGGAUCCAGAUCAAGAUCACCAUGCUGGAGUCCCCAGUUCACCAUCUACUUCAGGUGGGUUCCGUCGAUUUUUGUUCAAAGGAAUAUAUAGAGAAGAUUGCAUACACAGCUGUUUUUGGUCGGAAUUUGGAGUUAUUGUACAGGACCUGUUGUAUGGCAGCUGUGGUCUCCAGAACGUUCAAACUUGGAUCAGAUUGGGCCACAGUGAAAAUGAAUGACUCCCAAUAUGUUUUGAUCUUUCUGGCAGCAUCUAAGCAUUUUGGUGGCAUCGGCACAAAGGUGUUGCCUUCUCGGUUCGUACAUCACUAGCUUUAUUUGGUUUGUAUCUCCUAACAUUUACUUCUGCACACAGUGGUUGUUUACCAAUAUGUGUGUGUAGUAAGGCCUUGUAGUUUUACAAUUUUCAUGUGACAAAAAACGUCUUAAAUGUCUCUGAUUUUUUGUGUUUGGUUAGAAUUUCUGACCGUUCCAGAUUGCUUGUACUUUUUAGGUUAUCUGACGGAUAUUUUUUGUUUCUCAGGUCAGAAACAGGAAAACCCGUUACUUUUGCUUGGGCAAUAUAGUGAUGACGAGGCGAAUGACGAUGUGACUACAGAACCCAAGAUAGAGGUUGAGGAGAAUUUGGAUGCCGAUUCUAUUCAGGUAUUAAUUGCACAUCGUCAUUUAUGGUAAUUUAAUGUUUCAGUUUAAUCUUUGGAGGCUUUUGUCAGGAAGCCACGUGAAGUAUACAAACAAUGUACAUGUCAUCUUAUAGAUGCAUCUAAUUUUAUGUUAUUUACCUUUUUCAUUCAUCUAUUUUGAGUGAACUUCUACCACAUUCGUGAAGCUGUUAAAAAGUUUUUCUGAGACCUUCAAUCAGUGAAUACUUUUCCUUGGACAAUUGCAGACUGAAAAUUAUUUUCAUUGUGAAAUUUCUGGUUAAAUUGAUUCUCUCUCUACAUCUUUGAAAUUUAUUUAGCAUGCCUGAAUCCAAGUUUUCUAGGUCAAUUCGGUAUAGUAUGAUAUCAUUACAGAAUUUUGGUUUUGAAAACCACUCUGGUGGAAUUGAUGAGACACAUAUUCUUAUUCACAUCCUUGUCCAUUUUGCAGCAUGCUUUACCAUUAUUAAAAUUCCCAUCGAUGCUAUAAAAUAUCAUGAAAUUUCAGGCUUUUCACUUCUAUGGACGACAGUCCCAUGUGUCAUAUAUCAUUGAAUGUUAAUGCAUGAACUAUGCUUAGCUACUGUUGGAAAUUCUAGGUCGUAGGAAAAUUAUGUAAAAGACUGAGGGUGUUUUGCAAAAUUGUGUAAGGUUCCUUCCUAUAUAAUAGGGUUAGAGGUGAAUGAAUGUUGAGGAGUUUCUGCCGUUAGGUUUUUUUUCUCUAUUGCCAACAUGAUAUCAGAGCGGGUUCGUUCCGCUAGGGUUUCAUCAGCUCUUGUUUGACAUUUCCUACCUGAGGGAGCACCACUGCUGCCGCCUAUGUUUGGCGCCUCCUACCUGAGGGAGUCCCACUGGUGCUGCCUCUGUUCAGCAUUGGCUUUGUCCGGCUAGGGUUUCAUCAUGGAGCACUUCUUUCUUGAUUUGAGGCGUGUUAUCUUUCCGCCGUUUAUAGGCGUGAUAUCCUGCCAUUUCGAGCAGUCCGCCAUUCAGAGCGGUUCUACUUCCGUCAGUCCUCUUGUCUAGGGACGACCAGUUUUUCUUCUUGCUGGAGUCACAAGUUACCACCUCUGUUGAUGUCAUCUCUGCCAGCACUCCAGCGUCGCCUCCUCUUCCAGUGAGGUCCUCUGUCAGUGAGGCAGUUCUACGACGAGAGAGCACUGAUCUUGCUCUGUCUCGUUUGUUUGAGAGUGAUCUCCAUCUGUCAUUUGACAGUAUAUCUGAGUUCAUCAGCAGCAGGUUCAUCAACGACAUCUUCAAGUUUAUUGGUGUCAUUUCUGUCUACAUCAAGCCUUCUGUCUAGAGGUUGAAGUAUCUAGGUUCAUUACCAUUGUUUCCAACUUCAUCGGCAUUCUUGAGAGCAGUAAAAUCAGCUUCUCUCAUCCACGCUUGUCUCAGUUCAGUGUCGUAUUCCGUCCUCCUCAGUCCGUCUCCCUCUGUUCUGUAUCAGUUCUAUGUCUUCCCUAGUCUGGCGACCAAAGUUCUCCACAGUCCACGUUGCUACAGUCCAUAUUGUCUGGUGGUGUCUGCUCACCUCUACCUUCAUAGAAAUGGCCUUCACCUUCCAGUUCCUCCGCGAGUUCAUUACUCAACCAGUGGGAGGGGUGCUGGCCUGCACCUCUCCUGAUAGCUGAGCCCCAUCAUCACAUCAAUCGUCAUAGCUGAGAUCUUGACAUUAUGCAGAUCUCCGAGCAGAGGGAUACUCUCAUCAUACUUGGUGCCACUUUGUCAACUAUCUCGUGACUACGAGAGGAGCCAAAGGUAUCAACGAAUCCACAACCUCAGCAGUGGUCAUCUUUGACUACCAUCACAGGGAGAGUUGCUGUCACAACGGAUCUUCGUCAUCACUAACAAGUGAAUGCUCAGAGGGCAAAAUUUUCGUCAUCAGCAACUUAGUCAAGAUGAACUUUUCCAAAGUUCAUUUUGAGGGAGGGUGUUGGAAAUUCUAGGUUGUAAGAAAAUUAUGUAAAAUAUUGAGGGUGUUUUGCAAAAUCGUGUAAGGUUCCUCAUGGGGGUUAGAGGUGAAUAAAUCUUUAGGUUGUUUCCGCCGAUCUCCCCUCUGUCCUCCGUGAUUAGGUUUUUUUUUCUCCAUUUCCAACAGCUACAGAUAACAAAGAGAUCAAAUUCAUGGUACUAAUAUUCUGCGUAUGCCUACAUUACAUAUAUGGUUGCGUCCUUUUACCUUUGUGCUCCAUGUCAAAGUAAAUCUAUGCGUUUUUUAUUUGUUUCCAGGUUUUUAUUUGCGUCACUUUGAUUCAUUUCCUCUUUAUUUUAGGAAAAUGGCCAUGGCAACGAUAAUGGAAAUGCAGAAUGCAGUACAGAUCGUGGAAUGGAUCCUGGUGACAUAGAAAAAGUCGCAGAUGAAGUUGAUGUAGCUAAUAAUAUCAGUGGAAACGAUGUCGGAGAGAAUGACAUACAUCCUCCGGAUGUGCUAAAUGCUGAUUCGACAGCUGAUGCAUGUGGGUCUACUGUUUCUGAAAUUCAAAGUACAGGUGAUUCUAUUGAUGGAUGGAAGGUUGUAGUGGAUGAACAAACCAAUAGAUAUUAUUAUUGGAAUAUCUUAACUGGUGAAACAUCCUGGGAGGUGCCUGAUGUCUUGUCUCACAAAGCAGCAACUAUCGGUAAGCUUAAUUUUCCAAUGACUAAAGAGGAUACUAGGUGCUCUUUCCUACCUCAUGAAUGCACUUUAACACUACCUGUGAACUUCACAAAUGUUCAUAAUGAGAGCGUGAUACUCACUUUCUGUUCAUUUUUACAGGUAGUACUAAUGGCUUUGUUGUUGAGAAAGGCAACGGCAUUGGUGUUAAUACGACUCAUGAUGCCAGUCAAUCAGCAGAGGACUAUAAUUCUGCUGGAAUUGUUGGUGUGUCAUAUCCAGAUGCAUUGAUGCUGCAUUCCUUUGCAUCUUUGUCCCAAACAAGUGCCCUUUCUGAUCAAUUGACCGACUCAACCAGUAACCUUCAAUUUGUGGCUAGUAAUGAAUCCAUGGAUAAACAUCAUCUGGAGGUCAGUUAUAGUUCUGAAGCUGAGGAAGUUCACCCAGCCCAUCUUGUGAAGCAUGGUGAAAUCUUGCUCGAGAGAUUGAAGACAUUAGAAUGGUACUAGGAACAGAUGCCGUAUAUGUUUGUACCUUUUUUUUUAGUCAGUCGCUAUUUAUUCGCCGUUAUUUCUUUGAGUUGAAUCAUCAGUAGAAUUAUUUUUUUUUAAUCACGUGCAAUUGAUGUGUUCUAGGUCUGAUGAAAAUCAUGAAAGACACAGUUGGAGAUUCAAGUGUAUCUCGGAGGUUGAUACCAGACUUUCUGACUGCAAAGCCCUCUCAUCAUUUGGAUCUGCCUUGCUUCCAUUUUGGUGGCACACCAAGACACAACUCAAUCGAAUCGAAUAUGCUAUUGACCAAGAAGAAUCUCUUGUCCAUAAAAACUCUGGCUUUAGUAAAGAAGAGUUCUUGAAGCCAGAGGGUUCCGUUGACAGUGGAAAGGAGUGCGAGCUAGUUACUAAAGAAAGCAUGGUUUCAAGCAAUGGGAGUGGACCACAAUCAGAUAUCUGUGUAUCCAAUGGACCAUCGAAGGAAACGACUGGUUCACCUAAGACUGAAGAUGCUGGUGGUAUGGUUGCUGAGGGUUUAGAGGAGACCAUGGCAAGUGCUGCUUUUGUCCCUCAUCCUUCUGUAGAUGACAGCGGACAGGCGAAGGCAGGGGAGGAAGAUGCUGUGAAUCCAGUGGCUACCCUUCAUCCUCCAGCUGGUGACCUGGAUGAUGUUCAGUCCACAGACAAUCCCAGCAGACCUCUUGAUGCUCCAUUAAUGGAGUCUUAUGCAGAAGAUGUGGACAUGGAUAUAGAAAUGGAGGUCGAUGAAGAGGAGCAAACAGUUUCAGAACAGCAAGCUGGUACCCAGUGUGUUGCUUUAUCACAGCAUAUGCCCUAUUUUUCCCAUGAAGUGAGCGUGCCGUCACCGCCAGAGGAUUGGAUUCCCCCGCCACCGCCAGAGGAUGAUGCUGUCCCCCCUCCUCCUCCGCCGGAAGAGCCUCCUACACAGCCCAGCCCCCCACCUUCUUCAUAUUCAGAGACUUACCCUUCAUUUCCAUAUCCAGACCAAUAUACCAUGCAGUACCCUGUUUCAGCCUUUGAAUACUAUGCCCCUUCAGUGAGUGGUGCCCCCGGCAUGGCAUAUUAUGUCCCUGCAGAUGCUGCCCAUGUUGCCGAACCCCAGCCAGCCAUAUACUACGAUGUUCCCGCCGCAGUGAUGCCUCCUGCACCUAUAAUUAGCUGCUCGGAGGCUUCUGGCUUCUACGUUCAGUCGGACGUUGCCAGAUAUGGUUCCCUUUCCUCUUCAGAGCUCUCUUCAUCUGCUGCCGCUGCGGCUUCAAGUUCUUCUGCUUCUCACAAGGCAGAGGAGCCCAGGUGCCUCGACGAGGGGGCCGAUCCGGGUCCCUUGACCUCGGUUGGCUCUCAGUCUACUGGGUCAACCCCAUCAGAUGCAGCGGCGUCAGCAGCCAAUGUGAAGGCCCAGCCCAAAGGUGAAGGUUACUGGUUCGAACCCUGAAUUUCUCUCUCUGGCUGAUCUUCUGACCCUGCUGUCUCUCUUCUCACCCAGUGAUCCGUGCCAAAAAGCGAACUCUGGCGGUGGCACCCACUCUGAGGUCCAACAAGAAGGUUUCUAGCCUGGUGGACAAGGUAUCCUCAUCCCCUGGUCUUCUUCUCCUUCCUCUUCUUCUUCUUCUUCUUCUUGCUGAGUGGACGAAUGGGGAUUCCUCUGAAUCAGUGGAAGGCGGCCAAAGAGGAGCUGCACGGGGACGAGGAGGAUGAGCCGGAGAACGCGUAUGAGAUAUUGGAGAAGAAACGUCAGAAGGAGAUCGAGGUGUGGACGAUCUUCCCACUCUUAGAUCCUCGAUUUCUAUAUUUGCACAUAUAUAUAUAUAUUGUUUUUUGCUUUUUUUGGGUGUCUGACUUUUGAAUGUGGUGGGUGGGCAGCAAUGGAAGACCCGGCAGAUUGUCAGCGGGGAAGCUCAGGAAAAUGCUAAUUUUCUCCCGUUGGGUGGUGACUGGUACGUUUCUACCUUUUAUAUCCGAUGA